UUAACAAGAUUUCGUUUCAGGAAUUUGGCUGUAAAUCACUUGGGGGAAGCUUCAGACAAUAUAAAGUACAGUGAUUCAGCUUAGGUUACACUAGCAGUGUGAAGUUUAGGAGACCCCUCCUGCCUUUCCUUCCUUCCCUCCCAGGCCCAGCUGUUUUCACAUUUCUUUAUUUAAAUCUUCAUGAUACCUUGCCCCUUGUGCAACUGCCUGCUCUCUUUCUCUCUCUCUUUCUUCUCUAAAGGAAAAAAAGAGAUUUACAAAGCUAAAAGAGAAGUGUUUUAAUGCCCAACAACUGCCUUUAACUCUUCUCUUUCUUAUAUCUUGUAGCAGAGGUUUCCUUUUGCUUGUUCACAACUAAGAAGCAAAAGUUCCAGCUUCUCUCUCUCUCUCUGUUGCUGUCUUUCUCAGUUCAGUUUCUUAGAUCUUUUCAAUCUUCAACCUUCUUCUGUUGCUUUAAGGAUGCAUAAACAAGAAGUCAUGAAUAUGCAGACAUGGGUUCUCAAAGUGAAUAUACAGUGUAGUUGUGAUGGCUGUAAGCAGAAAAUAAAGAAACUAUUGCAGAAAAUUGAUGGGGUGUAUUCUACUAGUAUAAAUGCAGAGCAAGGUAAGGUAACAGUGUCAGGAAAUGUUGAUCCUGCUAUACUUAUCAGGAAGCUUGAGAAGUCAGGGAAACAUGCACAGCUAUGGGGGGCUCAAAAGGGUUCAAACAAUUUCCCAAACCAACUCACCAACCAGUUCAAGAACUUGCUUAUGGAUGGUGGCAAAGGUGGGAAGGACAACAAAUCUCAAAAGGGUGGUGGGAAUAACCAGCCAAAAGGUGGGCAGCAGCAUAUGCAACAAAUGAAAGGGUCUAAAGGCCAGAAAUCUGUUAAGUUCCACUUGCCUGAGGAUGAUUUAGAUGACUCUGAUGAUGAUUAUGAUGAGUUCGAUGAUGAGUUCGGUGAUGAAUUUGAUGAUGAGUUUGAUGAUGAUGAGGAGGAACUCGGCCAUGGCCAUGGCCAUCAUAUGCAGAACAAGAUGGUACCUAUGAUGGGAAAAGGCCAUGGGCCAUAUGGACCCAAUGGCAUGAUUAAUGGUCCUGGUAAAAAGGGCGGUGGGGGUGGGGAUAAUGGCAAGAAAGGAGGAGUCAUUGAUCUACCUAUAGGAAUUAAAGGCAUGGGGGAAAACAAAGAUGGGAAGCAUGGUAAUGGAGGAAAGAAAGGAGGUGGAAACAACAAAGGAGGGAAGCAGGGCAAAGGGGGAGGAGAUAAAAAUGGUGGUAAAAAGGGAGGUGGGGGUUUACUAGGAUUUUUCAAGAAGGAUAAAAGUGGAAAAGAUUGUAGUCAUAAGAAGGGUAAAAAUGAAUGGGAUGGUAAAAAUAAAGGUGCCCAUAAUGGCAAUGGAGGUCAUGGUGGUGGAAACAAUAAUGGCAAUGGAGCUAAAAAGGGUGGGGGCAAAAAUGGUGGUGGGGGCCAUGAGAUGAACAAAAUUAAAAAUGGUGGGUUUCAUGACAUUGACGUUAUCAAUCAUGGCAAAGGAGGUGGUGGUGGUGGUGGUGGAGGUGGCGGCGGCGGCGGUAAGAAUAUGGGGCAGAUGGGCCAAAUGGGUGGUCAGAUGGGUCAGAUGGGUUACAAUAAUAUGGGUCAGAUGGGUUAUAAUAUGAGUCAAAUGGGUCACAUGGGCCAAAUAGGUAACUAUCCAAUGAGCCAGAUGGGUAAUUUUCCUGCAGUGCAAGGACUACCCGCAGCUGCAGCAAUGAAUGCUGGCGGGUACUAUCAAGGGAUGGGGCCAGGAAAUCCUUACAAUCAACAAUACGUGGCCAUGAUGAUGAACCAACAGCGUGCAAAUGGGAAUGGGAUGUAUGCACCCAUGAUGUAUGCACAACAGUAUCCCUAUGCAAACUAUGGGCCGCCUCCAAUGCACGCUGCAAAUUCUGAAUCUUAUGCUCAUUUCUUUAGUGAUGAGAACACAAACAGCUGCAGUAUCAUGUAAAAUUUUCCUCCUAGAUUAGUAAUGUUUUUCCAUUUUCUCCUUGGUUAUUGCUUCUCUAGGUUGCUUUAUACAAGCUUGCAAGGUUCAGGAAUGUCUUGCCAUAUGUUUCUUGCCAAGAGGAAAUUUUGCUUCCUGUAUAAUCAAAUCCCUCCAAACUCUUUCUUCUGUCUU
Molecule: messenger RNA, 2142 nt
Organism: Theobroma cacao (cacao)
Lineage: Eukaryota; Viridiplantae; Streptophyta; Magnoliopsida; Malvales; Malvaceae
Product: Heavy metal transport/detoxification superfamily protein
Molecular function (GO): metal ion binding
Source: RefSeq, a predicted model, not a curated record